AUCUAUAUAAUCCUCUCUCUUCAACUCAAACUACCAUUCCAUCCCACUACAUAUAUACAGAGUUUAGAGAGAGAGAGAGAGCUAGUGAGAGAGAGAAGCCAUGUCAGGCGGUGCUAACGUUAAACCUGUAGAAGAAUGGUUCGAAAGCCUAGGCGAAGCAAAGGAAACCCGGACCAAGAUCCAUUUCUAUUUCCAGGAUGUUCUCGGCGGAGAAAGCCCCACCGUGCACAAGGUGGCUCAGUCGGGCAUCACCGCCACUUCUCCGACGAAUUUCGGCCAGAUCAGCAUGAUCGACGAUUUGCUCACAGCUGGGCCUGAGCCGGAUUCGGAGGUUGUGGGCCGGGCCCAAGGAACAAUCGGGUUUGCUGAUUUGCACGAUACCGCAAUCCACAUGGGCCUCAAUAUUCUGUUCACACAGGGGAAGUACGAGGGGAGCACCGUCACGGUUUCCGGUCGGAACCCGAUUUUCAAAACGGAUCGUGAGCUGGCGAUUGUUGGCGGCACCGGGUGCUUUCGCAUGGCGCGUGGGGUUGCGAUCAGCAAUACUCACUCGUUUGACGUGGAAACUAACUAUGGUGUUCUUGAGUAUACUCUCUACAUCACUCAUUACUGAUCGUCGUCCUCAUUGCGUCACUGUGACGUCAUGCAUGCAUAUUAAUCUCGUCUUUUUUUUUUUAUUUAAAUAAUUAAUGUAUGUGUUGCUUUGAUUUUUCGCGAAUAAAAUAUGUAUGCUGCUCCUUUUGGUAGUAAUGAAAUAAAUUAAAUCA
This is a messenger RNA of Erythranthe guttata (spotted monkey flower), 767 nucleotides long. RefSeq names its product dirigent protein 21. NCBI's taxonomy places the organism in Eukaryota, Viridiplantae, Streptophyta, Magnoliopsida, Lamiales, Phrymaceae. The record is from RefSeq and is a predicted model, not a curated record.